AUGGUCGAUAAUAGGAACUUGAAAUCCAUGAGCGCAAAACUUAUUCAUAGAUUAAUGAAAACAAUUAAGGAGCUUGAUAAAAAUCAUUCUAAAGCUUAUUUAGAUAUUGGUGAAUUAGACAAAGCUCGAGAUAUUUUUGAUGAAAUUAAUGAAUUGAAAGCUCCUCUUGGGAAAAAAGUCUGCCCUUAUCGUCCUGCUUUCAACAUGAUGAUGGAGGCAUAUGGAAAACAUUUUCAAACUCAUUUAACUUAUGGAGCUAUACCAUGGUAUAAUGAAUUGAUGGAUGAGAAAUUAGUUGAUUCAGGAUUAACGAAAGAAGUUAUAGCCAUACUCCUUAAAAAUCAAAAAUUAGAUGAAGCUUUUCGAAUAUUUAAAAAAAUGAGGACAAUUAAUCUGAUUCCAAAUAUAUAUACUUAUAAUGCGUUAAUUCAUACUCUUGGUAAACAAGAGAGAAUUGAUGAAGCAUUGGAUGUGAUUCAAGAUAUGGAAUCACAACAAUUGGUCCGUGACACUGCAUCCUAUAAUGUACUAAUAAAGAUUUAUAGUCUUUCGAAAAAUUAUGAGAAAAUACAACAACUUGUUGACGAAAUGUUAAAAGCAGGUAUAACACCUGACGUGAGGACAUUUGGAGAGUUAAUGAGUGUAUAUGCAAAAUUAGCAAAGGUCAAUUCGGCACUUGCCUUACUACAUAAAAUGAUAAAUCUUGGAAUUCGACCUAAUAGUCAUAUUUAUACAUCUUUAAUUGAACUUUUUGCAAAUAUAAAUGAUACUGAAUCUAUGGAAAAAAUUUUUCAUAAUAUGAUAACAGAUGGUGUUAGACCUCAAGAAAUAACUUAUUAUAUGUUAACUGCCGGAUAUUGUAAUGCAGAUAAUGUAUAUAAAGCAUUUCGUAUUUGUCGAAUCAUGUUAGAAACGGGUAUAGAACCAACAGCUCGUAUAUAUAAUGCAUUGAUAUCGCUUUUUGCUGAACGUGGGGAUCCUUCUAGUGCAUAUCUAUUAUUCAAUGAAAUGCGUUCUUAUGGUAUGACACCAGAUGUGUACACUUACAACUCACUUAUACAUGUCAAUGUAAAAUCUGGUGAUUUACGUAAAGCAGAAGAUACAUUGAUGCAUAUGGAAUUUGCAGGAAUAAAACCACAAACCGCUACUUAUAAUAUUUUAUUACACGCAUAUGUAGAGAGGAAGGAUAUGGAACGUGCAAGGGAAAUAUAUAACGAAAUGUUAGAAUCGUCAAUACAUCCUGACAAUUAUACUUUUUGUUGCUUGAUAGAUGGGUUUCGUGCAGAAGGCGAUUUGGAAACUGCCAUUAGUCUUUUUAAACACAUGGAACAUAAUUAUAGUUUAAAUCCUGACGCCCAUAUUUAUACAGUACUUAUACAUGGUCACUUGCAAAAAGGUGAUUUUUUAAGUGCAAAGAAUCUUUAUGAGACCAUGAUAUUAAGGAACAUAAAACCUACAUAUGUUACAUUCGCAGUUCUAAUUGAUGGUCAUGCUCGAUAUGGUGAUUUAGAAUUCGCCAGAAUACUUGUAUCAAAACUGGUUUCGCAACCUUCGUUAGCAUUUGGUGAUGAACAAACACAAGGUGAAUUCUGGCAAGAAAAAGUUACAAUUCCGGCACAGGUCUUUACUCCACUUAUGGAUGCAUAUGCUAAGCAAGGAAAUGUAGAUGCUGCUCGGGCAAUAUUUGAAGAAAUGGUAAAAUUAAAUAUUCCACGUAAUGCUCAUGCAUAUACUAUUCUCAUGGAUGCUUAUCGUCGUGUUCAUAAUCAUGAAGCUGUUUGGCAAAUAUGGAGCAGCUUACGCGAAGAUACGUUGUCGGAAACUUUAUCAUUAUCAGAAUGGUUUGAAUCACAUGUGUCGAGAUCCAUACCAAUGGAUUCAUUAAGACCAUCACCAUCAGAAACGUUGGAAACUAUGAAAACACCAUCAUCGAAAUCUUCAUUUUCAACAUCAUUAUUAGCAACAUUUGACGCGUCAUAUAGUUCAACUACAAAAUCGAAACCUCCAUGUCAUGCAGUUUCCAUUAUGAUAGAUGCUCUUACUGCCGAAAAACAAUAUGAUAUUGUUCAACAAGAAUGGGAGCGACUUGUUGAAGAGCGUUUCGAUUUCGAUUCUCACAAUUGGAAUCAUUACGUUCAAAGUCUAAUAACUUCUGGAAAAAUCAAAGACGCUUGCUAUAUUAUUGACAAAUAUUUGAUGAACGGAUGGUAUCAACAGAUGGAAAUUUGGAGACGUUUUGAACGAAUUCGAUCUCCACAGGAUUUUCGGGAACAAAAAAGACUUCUGAGCCUUGUAGAAAAAUUUCCACAUCAAAAAACAUUACUCAUGUUAGCUGAAGCAUUUGAAGAGAUGAAAGAGAAAAAUUGGCUCGUUGCGAGGCAAGCACAAUCUGCAGCAAUGUUGUUACUGGAUGAAAUGGAAGGAGAAUUUCCGGAUGUAAUGUUUGCAGCAAAAGAUAUGGCAAGAUCAAUGAAAUGGCAAAGAAGAAGGGAUGAAUUCAGAAAUACAAACAAAGGAUACUGGUGA
Dentiscutata erythropus is the source of this 2526-nucleotide messenger RNA. The record is from the annotation of a GenBank genome assembly. Lineage: Eukaryota; Fungi; Glomeromycota; Glomeromycetes; Diversisporales; Gigasporaceae.